GAGUGCGAACGGCCAAAAGGAGAUUUUCUGUGGGUUGGGAAACGCAGGAUCUUUUUAUUCAUUUUGCAGUCUGUAGAGGAUAUUCUAGCGAUUAAGUUUACAAAGUUGCAAAGUGGUACAUAGAGGGUUUCCCAACAUAUUUCUUUAAUUCUACUGAAAUUAUUUUUCAACAACUCGUGACGUUCUAUGAAAACACAACUGAGAUCAUCUUCCAAGACAGAUAUCUGCACAGGAAUUAAAUGUCACGGAUGUCAGGAAGUGUACUUCUAUAUAAGGCCUACUACAGGAAUUGCAUAAACAUGACCAAAUAAUCGACUGUAAUCUCGAAUGAAAGUCACACGGGCCUGACUCGACAAAAAGGCCAAUUUGAAUUAAACUGGUGUUGAAAACGAAUAAAACGGAAAGACAAACGUCUUUAGCAACGAUGCUUUUGACUGAUUAACUCAUAAAAAGACGUCAACCUUUGGUGUGACCUUUUCACCUUUGUAGAACACCGCCUUCCUGGCUACCGCAUACUCUACGUGUUUUGUCCACACACGUGUUACUGUAGUAUAGAAUCAACUGCUUUGUGGUACAACAGUUGAAUCUGGCAAUCCCAUUUUGGAGGGCAUUCCCACUCACUUGAAUGAAAUGUCUCAUGUCGUUGCAGCACUACAAUGUCUGUGAAGGAGUAGAUAAGUUUUCAGCCCUUGUAGAAUCAAAGCACGGGAUACAUGGGGAAAUACCAGUCACGGUCACAGGCAACGAUGUUGUGCAGUUUCAUCCCUUCAAAACAGUACGGCACAAACACUGUGCCCUCUUGAUCCCCACAUCGACCACAAGGUGUCAAGUUUGUAAAAGACACAGAAGUGACCUUGCUUCUUUGGACAAACGACUUUCUGCAAAAAGUUCUGGGUCAGAAGUCAGCACCAAGUCCUCAACAAGGAACGAUUUGUUGAGCCAGAAAGACCUAAUCAAGAAGGUGAAUCUGCUGAGCUCAGAAAAAAAUCAGCUGAAAAGAAGAAUUUCCAUGAUGGCGUCCAAGAUAGAGGAUAUGGUGAUGGAAGAAGGAACAGUUCUCCCUCCAGACCAAGAGGAUAAAUUGCAGAUCUCUAUCAAGAAAAAUUACAAUGUCCUAAAGACGCUUCUGGAUGAAAACUCUCCAGGUUUUCUUCUGUGGGAGCAGCAGAAGAAAAGUGCAAGUAGAGGGAAGGGCAUGAGAUGGCACCCAGCCAUAAUUUGCUGGUGUAUCGCACUUCAUCAUAAAUCAUCAUCUGCAUACAACCUCAUCAGGGACAGUGGUUUUCUACAGCUUCCGAGUACCCUACACCCAUAUUCCCAUUUUGGUAACCCUCGCACAGGUGUUAAUGCAGACAUGUUAACCAGACUAAUUAGGGACAUCAACAUCAAAUCUCUCCCCGGGUAUGAACUCAAUGUUUCAGUGGCAUUUGAUGAGAUGAAAGUGAAGACCGAUCUAGUAUACAAUACCCGAUCCGGAAGAAUUGUUGGUUUCAUGGAUGUGGGAGGUAUUGCCAAUGCAAUCACUUCUUUUGAGAGGAAAUGCCAAGGCGAGGUUGAUCCCCCUCUUGCGACGCAUGUUCUCGUCCUAAUGGUACGUGGCAUCUUCAACUCGCUACAUUCUCCAAUUGCAUUCUAUGCCACUUGUGGAGUGUCCAGUUACCAGCUGUUAGCACUGAUGGAUGAAGCAAUCAUGUGUCAGAUGGUGCGUCACCCAACAGAAAGUUUUAUCGAUUGUUUGGCGAGAUGCAAGUAGAUGGGACAGCAUACUUUGGUCCCAGUCCAGGCCACUCAACAAGGAAGGUGUAUAUGAUUUGCGACGUACCACACCUGCUGAAGACAACCAGAAACAACUGGGAAAAUUCAGGAUGGAAUAACAAGACAAGGAACUUGCAUGUAUGUAAUUUUUUUUUUUCACUUGAUUGUGGUGGGGUAUUCUGAA
This is a messenger RNA of Acanthaster planci (crown-of-thorns starfish), 1939 nucleotides long. RefSeq lists its product as uncharacterized. The record is from RefSeq and is a predicted model, not a curated record. Lineage: Eukaryota; Metazoa; Echinodermata; Asteroidea; Valvatida; Acanthasteridae.